Acytostelium subglobosum LB1 is the source of this 168-nucleotide messenger RNA. RefSeq lists its product as hypothetical. The record is from RefSeq and is a predicted model, not a curated record. Bases 1 to 168 code for a protein of 55 amino acids. NCBI's taxonomy places the organism in Eukaryota, Evosea, Eumycetozoa, Acytosteliales, Acytosteliaceae. The transcript has 2 exons.
AUGAUCAUUGUCACCGAUAUACCUCACCGUGAUGCCAUGUUCUCCAUCUUCCACCAAUACAUCCCAACUCAGUCCUUAAUGAACUCCUUUAUAUACCUCAGCCCGUUCAAUAGGAGCAUUCUAAUGACAAGGAUGGGGAGGUCAUUCCAAGAGAUUGGAUGGAAGUAA